GACCUUUGGUAAGGUGGUGUGUCGACCCAACCACGGCGACUCGGCGAGCCAGAUCCGUUCGCCGGCUCUCUUCUCCGUGGUUCUGGUUAGCGGCGGGGGGCGACGCCCAAGCCCUACCUCCUGCUAACUCCGGCGACAAGGAGGUCUCGCGUCGUCAACUCCGGCGACACCCGCGCCGCUGACGGUUUUCUUAACAGGAGAAGAUUUUGGAGUGCUUAGCUGCUGGGUGUGAAGAUGCCUCCCCACAAGAUAGAAACUGGACAUCAGGAUGUGGUGCACGAUGUUGUCAUGGAUUACUACGGUAAGCGUGUCGCGACGGCCUCCUCCGACAACACCAUCAAGGUCAUCGGCGUCAGUGGCAACUCGCACCAGCUGCUCGCAACUCUCAGCGGGCACCAGGGGCCAGUCUGGCAGGUGGCGUGGGCUCAUCCCAAGUUCGGCUCCAUGCUCGCGUCCUGCGGGUACGAUAGCCGUGUCAUCAUCUGGAAAGAAGGCAACAAGCCCGAUGAGUGGGUUCAGGCGCAUACGUUCACUGAGCACAAUUCCUCUGUCAACUCCAUUGCGUGGGCGCCUCAUGAGCUUGGGCUGUGCUUAGCCUGUGGUUCGUCUGACGGGAACAUUUCAGUCUUCACGGCUCGCUCUGAUGGUGUCUGGGACACUUCGCGCAUUGACCAGGCGCAUCCAGUGGGGGUGACCUCCGUCUCCUGGGCUCCAGCCAUGGCCCCUGGUUCCCUGAUCACCACAGGACCUUCUGGCCAGUUUGAGUAUGUUCAGAAACUUGCAUCUGGAGGUUGUGAUAACACUGUCAAGGUAUGGAAGCUCACCAAUGGAAGUUGGAGGAUGGAUUGCUUCCCAGCUCUCCAGAUGCACAAGGACUGGGUGAGGGAUGUAGCCUGGGCUCCGAACCUUGGCCUUCCAAAAUCUACGAUCGCCAGUGCCUCUCAAGAUGGAACCGUUGUUAUCUGGACUGAGGCGAAGGAAGGCGAGCAAUGGGAAGGCAGGGUUCUGCAUGACUUUGAAGCCCCUGUGUGGAGGGUGUCGUGGUCGCUGACUGGGAACAUUCUGGCUGCUUCUGAUGGCAAUAACAAUGUGACCCUGUGGAAGGAAGCUGUUGAUGGUGAAUGGCAGCAAGUGACGGCUGUUGAGCCCUAGGCGGUCGGCAUGUUUGGCUUGCUGCUUAUCAUGAUUACUGUCUCAUUUUGCUGUAUGCUAGUUCAAACAUUUUUCUUUCUUUUGAAAUGAUAGAUCAAACAUUCGACUUGGGUAACAUCAGAGGACCAGCCCACUUCCCCUGUUUCUCUAAUACUCCUAUAACUUUGUCA
Messenger RNA from Lolium perenne, 1322 nucleotides. RefSeq names its product protein transport protein SEC13 homolog A. Gene Ontology annotation, biological process: COPII-coated vesicle budding; protein import into nucleus. Gene Ontology annotation, molecular function: structural molecule activity; protein binding. Gene Ontology annotation, cellular component: COPII vesicle coat; nuclear pore outer ring. Lineage: Eukaryota; Viridiplantae; Streptophyta; Magnoliopsida; Poales; Poaceae. The record is from RefSeq and is a predicted model, not a curated record.